ACACAUGGCUCGGUCAUAUGCAGAAGAGCUUAAGACUCAAAUGUAGGCUACUGCGUCACCUUUAUUAUAAAUUAAUUGCAUAGAUGACAAUAAUGCAGCUUAAUGCGGACUUCAGACUAGGGUAGGCUACAUACUAUUCGUCAAACAUUCUAGCUGCCGUUUGGAUAAUAACUGUUUGGUCUCUUUUACAGUGCAGGGUUUACUCUGAGACUGAGUCCUUUAAGGCUUUGCUUCAGCAAAUUUUGUUGUGCCUCCAGUUAAGCUUCUCACGAGUUUUCACGCCAGUGUGAAGUGCAUUUAAAUUGAUCAGCGUCAAUAAUGACGUACUGUCUGUGGAGAGGCCGUGAUCAGAAACCGGGCAAGAAUCGAGUGGUGGACAGACUCUCACGUUGUCAUGUUUUGCAUAGCAACAACCCCCCCUCCCCGUCACAUGUGUUGGGGAUCAACUGAAUUUAUGCUUCACUGGAGAAAAACGGGGAAUUCUCUGCCAAGUGGAGAGCACCCCGCGAACCAUAGACCAUCUGUUUAGGACAACUGCUUAGGCAUUGGACAGACGUGUCAAAAAGUAUUAGACACAUCAACGAAAGUGACGUUUUCAAUUUCGGUAGAAUGAUUCUGCAGACACGAAGAGGUUAAUCAUUUCACCGCGGGAAAGGCGAAGUCUGCACAGCAACAAGCGCCAUGAUUGCAAUGAGCGCAGUGCGCCCCGGCAGCUGAAAACCAUGGAGUUACUGGAGGAGGACCUGACAUGUCCAAUAUGCUGCUGUCUCUUCGAGGACCCGCGCGCUCUCCCCUGCUCCCACAGCUUUUGCCGAAAAUGCCUCGAGGGCAUCCUGGACGGACAGCGAGGUCCCACUUGGCGCCCCCCGUUCAAAUGCCCCACCUGCCGCAAAGAAACCUCCCACAAUGGCAUCGCGAGCUUGCAAGUCAAUUACUCAUUGCGGGGAAUCGUUGAGAAAUACAACCGAAUUCGCGUGUUGCCGAGGAUGUCCCUCUGCCGCGAGCAUCACGGGCAACCGCUCAACAUCUUUUGCGCCACCGAUUUGAAACUUAUUUGCGGCUUCUGCGCCACUACCGGCGACCACAAGGGACACAAAUUCUGCGCCCUGCAGGACGCCUACGAGCAGGAGAGGGCUGCCUUUGAGGAGCUGUUCCGCGGGCUCGAGAACUGGCGCAGCGCCGAGGUGCUCUCGUGCCUGGAAGCGUUGGAGAGCAGCAAGAAGAAGGCGCUGCAGCUCGUGUCCAGAGACGCCGACCGGGUUACCGAGUACCUGGAUAAACUUCUCCGCGCGCUGGAGCACAAGCGGAGCGAGAUUCUGUCCGACUUUGAGACUCUAAAAUUGACAGUGAUGCAAACUUACGACCCGGAGAUCAGCAAGUUGCGUGCGGUGCUGGAGGAACAGAGGCGCGCGCUCAGCAUCGCUGAGUCCUUCAGGUCCCUGUCGGACCCCCUCGCAUUCCUUCAGCAAAUGCAGGACUUUCGCGAGACUCUGCGCGUAAUCAAAGAGACGCCGCUGCCGUCACCUCCUCGGAACGACGACGUCGACGUAGGUCCCCUCGUUCGAAACUUUGACGUGCAGCAGUGGGAUUCAGUGAGGCUCGGUGAUGUAGACACCCUCUGCGCCCCGCACGAGAGCAACGCUCACCGGUCACCUGCUGCGCCAGCUGUUCCACGCUUCCCUCUCGCGCUCUGGAGAUUCGUCCUGUUCGCGUGUGUUGUGUGCCUGUCCUUCGUGUCUCUAAUUCCGGUGGACUGUCUCGCACAUACUACCCCAGAACGAGUGGCUGCCCUGAGUCGAGCUUACCUGCCAGCGCCCGAAGAGGUCCUCCACCUAGCCGGGCGCUGCUGGAGAGAGACGGCGGGGCUCUGCGCCUUCCUGGUGGAGUUCUGUCAGAACUGUAUCCUAAACCUUAUUAACACCAGUGCAGACUUCAUCAGCUGAUGUGAAUGCGUUGACAGCCUGUUCGAUUGUAGUAGUUGUUGUUGUUGUUGCGGUAUUGAUUGAGCCUUCCUGAACUAGCCUUAACAGUUUAGUUUCACCAGAUGUGUGAAGAAAUUGUGUUUUCUAAAUCGUUAUAAUAUGGUGAGUUGAAUCAUCCAGAGCAUAUGACAUGUCCACCGCCUCAGAAUAUAAUCUGAAACGUUACCGAAACAAAACGCAACUGAAUUCGGCCGUUUUAUUCAGCCAAUGACAACAGAACCAAACUUCAGUGUAAUAUGUAAUAUGUCUAUCUGAUGAAACCUGCCUUUAGCCUUUGCUGCUGGUCCGUUUAAACUCCAACUGCCGAGUAAGGGCACAUGUAGGUCAGUGAAGACAUUUGUUUUUACGCUUCUUUUUUUACUUGUUAAUAUGUGUUCUGAAUGUGUCAGUUUAAUGUGUGUUUGUGUUGUUAUAAGAGAUGUACACACGCCCUCCCCCGGUCUGUCCAUAUAGGCCUCCCGUUCUGCAUGUGCACCAAAUCACCCCCCCCCCCUCCCCUCUCCCGGGCACCUCUCUGUUUAUACCGAGCCUUGCAUUUUUGACAAAAUAAAAUAAGCAGUUUAAUAAG
Messenger RNA from Alosa sapidissima (American shad), 2550 nucleotides. RefSeq names its product tripartite motif containing 13 (gene trim13). The record is from RefSeq and is a predicted model, not a curated record. Gene Ontology annotation, molecular function: zinc ion binding. The transcript has 2 exons. NCBI's taxonomy places the organism in Eukaryota, Metazoa, Chordata, Actinopteri, Clupeiformes, Clupeidae. The coding region runs from base 723 to 1943 and encodes 406 amino acids. Gene Ontology annotation, biological process: positive regulation of macroautophagy; positive regulation of canonical NF-kappaB signal transduction; innate immune response.